Molecule: messenger RNA, 2219 nt
Organism: Vidua chalybeata
Lineage: Eukaryota; Metazoa; Chordata; Aves; Passeriformes; Viduidae
Gene: RSPH14
Product: radial spoke head 14 homolog
Exons: 7
Coding region: 332-1375 (347 amino acids)
Source: RefSeq, a predicted model, not a curated record
GCAAAGAGCGGGCGCUGUGGCAACCCCGGCACGCGCGCGCUGACGGCCGGCCGGCGCUGAGGGGCGGGAGCCGGGGGCUCGUGUUCAGUGAGAAUUAAACCAGAUUAAGACAAUUCAGCAGAUGAACACACAUUAGUGCUGAUGAUGCACGAUUCCAGCCUCUUUCACAGCUUCCUGACAGUGUAUGUUUGCUAAAAGAGCUCCCUGGGGACACAGAGCACUGUUUAAAGUCAGUAGGUGUCUUUAUGGUACAUUAUCUGCCCAGUCAGCAAGUACAGCCAUUUGGAACUAUUUUUAGGGAUAGGGAGAAUCUUUCUCAGGAAGAUUUGGGAUGGCACAACCUCGUAUCUCAGCCUACCUCCCUCCUGAUGUAGACCCCACCAAAGCUGCUCUGGCCUUUGGGAGGAGGGCCCUUCCUAAACUGAAUGAGGAGUUGCAGUCUCCCGAGCUGCUGACGCAGCAGCGGGCGCUGAUGGCUCUCUGCGAUCUGGUCCACGAUCCAGAAAAAGUCUACCAGGCAAUAGCAUUAGGAUUCUUGGAUAGCCUGAAGACUUUGCUGGUGCAUCAAGACCAAACUGUCCGGCAAAAAACAACAGAAGUUCUCUCUAUAAUGGCUUUGCAUAGUAUUGGCAGGGAAGGGCUAAUACGAAGUGGAGUCAUUUCUGCCCUCAGUGGGCUCCUGGAUGAUCCAGUAGAUAUCUGUCGGAAGAACACCCAUCAGAUUUUUGACAUGCUGGCAAAAUUACCUGAAGGGGCUGGUGGUGUCCUGCAGGCUGGUUUGAUUCCCCCACUGGUCCUGAAGUUGCAGACAGAGUUGGAAGAGAUCCAGGAGCUAAUCCUUGGAACACUCUCCAACUGUCUCCGUGUGGAGGUUUCUGCAGCCCUGGCAGCUGGUGCCGUUCCUGUGCUGAAGGAAAAGCUCUCACACCCCUCCACAGCCAUCAGGAGCAAAGCAGCCUGGGUCCUCUUAGAAAUCAGUUCUCAUGCUGAGGGGAAAAUCGCGGUGUGCAAAGAAGAGGUGAUUCCUGUGCUGGUGAGCCUGCUGGAAGACACACAGCCCGAAGUUCGAGUGAACUCAACGGGAGCGCUGAUGUUUGCUCUUGUUACACCUCAGGGGAGAUCCUCAGCCAUGGGUGCUGAAGCCAUUCCACCUUUACUGACGUUGGUUGCUGAGGAAACCAGCAAAGCGCGUUUGAAUGCAAUCAAAACCCUCACCCUGCUGGCUGAGCUGCCAGAGGGCCGCCAGACACUGCUGGAUCACAGGGACACAUUUCAGAGGUGUCUGGAUGAUCCCAGCGAGGCCGUGCAAAGAGCUGCCGAAAUCGCCAUCACCGUGAUCGACUGGAAACCCUUCUGCAGCCGCGAUCUUUUCUAGAGAUCUAUUGCCCUCUGUUGUUGUCUGGCUGUAAAAGGUACAUGAUUACAUGAGACCUUCAACACCAGAGCUCCCUUCCUUACUUUGUAUCAGUUUCUCCUGAAAAGUUAUUUGGCAAGUUUCACAUCUAUAUUGCAGGUCACAAGCAGAAAAAUGGAGAAGAAAAGUUAGGAAGUGUGGAAUUAUCCACUAGGAGUUAUUGCCCACAUUACCAAGGUUUUCCUAUCAUACAAGACACCAACCCUUUUUGUUUUCUUCAUAAUGUUCUCUCUCUUUUUUUUUUUUUUUAACCUCAGCCUAUCAAACACUUAUCAAUAAUUAAUUAUACUGGAAAGGUUCACAAUUAACCCCUCCAUCAAUCUUGUCUGUACUGACAAAUUGAUCUAACAACAGGAAUUCACAUGAAUUUUGCUGCAAACGUUUGUUGAACAUGGGAUUAAGACCAAAGUCAGAAAGCCUUUACAAGUGUAGCCCUUGCUAAAGCUGAGUUGGAGCCUCUCCAGUAGGAGAGCAGAACAGCCCUGGCCAUUCUCAGCCACCAAGGAUGUGACAGGGUGGCUGGCGCAGCUUCACAGCAAGUGCCAUUUGUUUUCACUUGGGUUUUGUUCUCACAUGGGACUUUUAUAUUCAGAAUUGUAGCUACAAAGAAGCUGCAUCAGGUCUAUAAAAGGGGUUAUUUGUCAGGACUGCUUUUCCUUUCAAAGCCACGGUCACACUGCAAACUGCAUUACCCUUACACACAGGAUAAACUCUUCCUGUAGGAGUGACUACAGUUAAAAUGUUUCUCUUCCAUAAUGUAACCAAAGGGUGAAUUUCCUCUCUAUAAAGAUGUGAUUUAAAAGCA